This is a messenger RNA of Lymnaea stagnalis (great pond snail), 14327 nucleotides long. NCBI's taxonomy places the organism in Eukaryota, Metazoa, Mollusca, Gastropoda, Lymnaeidae. The record is from the annotation of a GenBank genome assembly.
UCCAGGACCAAGCGGAAGGCGACCAGGAGCACGAGGCUGAGGUGGACGAACGCAGAAAUUCCCUACAUGUUUACCAAGGGGGAUUUUGGUAAAUGAUGAAAAGGAGUACAACGUCUUUUGACAGACCUGCCCCACACACCCAAAAUGCCUGCUUUAAUUGUUUCGAUUUCGUGUCAUUUGUUUUGUUUUUUUUGUUUUUUAAAUGUUAUCAUCUUAAGGAUUCACAAUGACAGACAAAAGAACCAAAUAGGGACAAGAAACAACAACAACAAAAAAAAAAAAAGGGAAAAAGAAUAAUUGAAUGAACACAACUUGAAAUAAAUUUUACCUCUUAAUUUUUAUGCAAAAACAAUNGUACAACGUCUUUUGACAGACCUGCCCCACACACCCAAAAUGCCUGCUUUAAUUGUUUCGAUUUCGUGUCAUUUGUUUUGUUUUUUUUGUUUUUUAAAUGUUAUCAUCUUAAGGAUUCACAAUGACAGACAAAAGAACCAAAUAGGGACAAGAAACAACAACAACAAAAAAAAAAAAAGGGUAAAAGUAUAAUUGAAUGAACACAACUUGACAUAAAUUUUCCCUCUUAAUUUUGACGCAAAAACAAUUUUUUUCCCUGAGGAGCGAGGUGUAUACGGAUAUUGGAAGGGGGGAACGGGACAGAAAUACAUUUGUAUUUUGGUUUAAAAUCGUAUUUUCGUACUAAUUUAUGAUGUUAAAGAAAAUUUAAAAAAAUUAUUCCAUUACAUUUGAUGGUCAUUUUAGCCUAGAGUUUAUUUCUUUCAUACCAUAGACGACAAGGAGCAGUAUAUGAUAAAGAGAGCCAUGACCGAAUGGGAGAGGUACACUUGUGUCAAAUUUAGACCCGCUGUCACCGAGGAUAAAAAUAGUGUCCGUUUUCAAAAUGGCGGGGGGUGAGUACUGACGUCAUUCCCUGGCAGGGAUUCUCAACGUGGUGAGCUUGCACUCACUUGUGUGAGCGGUGGUUCUUUUUUUUUUUUUGGGGGGGCGGGGGUGUGGGGAGCGAGGAUUAUAAGAAAGAUUUUAAAUGAUGUUAAGAUCAUAGGAAGCAUCGUGCAUUUUUAUUACAUUGUGAAAUGCAUUGUUACUACAGAUCUGUUACAUUCCUUUUGCUGUCCUCUUGCUGCUGUUGCUGUUUUCUUGCUGCUGUUGCUGUCCUCUUGCUGCAGUCCUUUUGCCGUACUCUCGCAUUCAACAUAAAAGCUAAGUUUAUAUUUCUGUGUAACGCUUUGUUUGUGGUGCUCGCCAAUGACGGCCACCUGCCGACACGUUCGUUGUUUUGUUGCUUCCUUUUUUUUUCAGGUUUUCUACAUAUUUCCUCUUAACUAAACCUGAUCGCAUUCUCUCCUCUUCCCCCUUAUUAUAUUUGCUACUAUUGUUAGGAGACUUUGUUCAACAAAUGUAAUAGGCAUAGAAUAAAGAUAAAAAUAAAAGUUCCAGAGAACUCCAUAAAUUGUCACUUUUACAGUAUUCAAAAUAGUUGGGGGGGGGGGGGGGCUUGGACCCUAAUACGAUGUCACUUUUACAGUUUUAAAAUUUAGGGGUGGGGGAGGGGGGACACCCUCAUACACUGUCACUUUGAUAGUUUUCAAAAUAGUUUAUUUCAACAUAAUAAACAGAAAAUAAGAGCCUGCAUAAGGUUCCAUCUACCAUUGCAUCUGUGCAUUUGUUCAUUGCCACAUCCAUAUUUAAGCAUCCAUUCUAUCCGUAUCCUGUCUUCCACUCAUCCGAUGGUGGCAAAACAUCGAUACCGUGUGUUCGCCUUGAGACUCACGGAAAGCGCACUUUUGCAUUUGCUGGCCAAACAAUUUGGAACGCUCUUCCAGUCGCUCUCAGAAACAGCAAGACACUGGAGUCCUUUAAAACCGAUUUAAAAACACAUCUAUUUCGCAAAAACCUUCUGGGGUGAUGCUAUCUACCAUCUUUUUUCCAGUUAAUGUAUAUUGCCUUGUGUUGCUUAUGGUUGAAAUGGGAUGAAAGACUUUGACUGGGUAUGCUCGUAUGGAGUUUUAUAUUGUUGCGUCUGUUUUUAAAUGUGGUAAAUUUUAUAUUUUUAAAAUUUCUCUUUUUAAUAUGGUUGACAUUGUACCGCGCUUCGAGCUUUUGUGGAUAAAGCAUGUUUUUGAAAUAAACUUUAUCAUUAAUAUUAUUAUAUAAAUCUUUCACUUGGGUUGAACUAUCAUAUUAUAAACUCUUGAAAAAAAAAACCCACCAAGUUUUCUGGGGAUUAAACGAUCCUUUGUUCCACGAGAGACCCAUAUUCCAAUCCACCCAUUGCUCCCUCCGCAGUUGUAACUCCCAGCUCGGCAUGGUUGGAAGGGUCCAGACAUUGAAUCUUAUGGCGCCUGGCUGUAGAUUUGUAAGUACAUCUUGUCGCAAUCACCUUGAUAACCCAUCCUUAGUCUUUUUAUAAGGCUCGAGGAUGUAUAUACAGCUUUGUAAUUUUAUCUUGUGGCAAUCACCCUGAUAAUCUUCAGGCAAUCGCCAAGAUCACCCACCAUUAGACUAUUUAGAACGGAAACCUUGUUCUUAUCAACCACUCAAUUUCAGGGUUUUUGUUUUUAAAGAAAAAAAUUCCCAGAUCUUCAGUUAUGAAGACAACUAAAAUUUUGUUGCGCUACACUUCAUACGAUUUAAUAAUACAUACAAAUUUAUUAUUAGACAUCAGAUACCGAGGUCAAAAUAAUCAAUACUACCAGUAGUCAAAUGUCUGGACAACACUACUAGUGUUGAAAAGUCUGAACAAAGCUAACAGUAGUCAAGUAUCUGUACAAAACUACCAGUAGCCGAAUGUCUGGAUAACUUUACCAGUGAUCAAAUGUCUGGACAAAAUUACAGUGGUCAAAUGUCUGGACAACACUACCAGUGGUCAAAUGACUGGACAACAAUACCAGUAGUAAAAUGUCUGGACAACAAUACCACUGGUCAAAUGUCUGGUCAACAUUAUCAGAAGUCAAUGUCUUGACAACAAUACACGUGGUCAAAUUUCUGGACAAAACUACCAGUGGUCAAAUGUUUGGACAACAAUGCCAUGAGUCAAAUGUCUGGACAACCAUACCAGUAAUAAAAAAUCUGGACAACACUACCAGUGGUCAAAUGUGUGGACAAUCCUACCAGUGGUCAAAUGUCUGGACAACCAUACCAGUUGUUAAAUGUCUGGACAACCCUACCAGUAGUCAAAAGUCUGGACAACAUUACCAGUGGUCAAAUGUCUGGACAACCCUACAGGUGGUCAAAUGCCUGGACAUCACUAAAAAUGAUCAAAUGUCUAGACAACCCUACCAGAGGUCAAAAGUCUGAGCAACACUACCUGUGUUAUAAUGCCUGGAUAACACUACCAGUGGUCAAAUGUCUGGACAAAACUACCAGUGGUCAACUUUCUGGACAACAUUACAAGUGGUCAACUUUCUGGACAACAUUACCAGUGAUCAAACAUCUGUGUAAACCUACCGAUGGUCAAUAGACUAGAAAACCCAAUCAGUGAUGAAAUGUCUGGAAAAAAAUACACGUGGUCACAUGCCUGGACAACACUACAAGUGGUUAAAAGUAUGGAAAACCCUACCAUUGGUCAAAUGUCUAAAUAAAACUUCCAGUGGUCAAAUGUCUGGACAACACUACCAGUGGUCAAAUGACUGGACAACACUACCACUGUCAAAUAUCUGGACAACAGUACGAGUGGUUAAAGUCUGGACAACACUACCAGUGUUCAAAUGUCUUGACAAAUGUACCAGUGGUCAAAUGUCUGGACAACAGUAUCAGUGGUCAAAUGUCUGGACAACAGUACCAGUGGACAAAUGUCUGGACAAAACUGCCAGUUGUCAAAUGUAUUGACAAUCCAACCAGUAAUCAAAUGUCUGGACAACAGUACCAGUGAUCAAAUGACUGGUACAACAGUACCAGUUGUCAAAUUGUCUUGACAACAGUACCAGUCAUCAAAUUUCUGGACAAUCCUACCAGUUGUCAAAUGUCUGGGCAACACGACCAGUGUUUAAAAGUCUGGACAACUGUACCAGUUGUCAAUUGUCUGGACAACCCUGCAAGUGGUCAAUAUGUGGGCAACCCUACCAGUUGUCAAAUGUCUGUGUAACUCUACCAGUGAUCAAAUGUCUGUACAACCUUACAAGUUGUUAAAUGUCUGGAAACCCUACCAGUGCUAAAAGGUCUGGACAACACCUCCAGGGUUCAAAUGUCUAGACAACGCUACCAGGGAUCAAAUGUCUGGAAAACACUGCCAUUAGUUAAAUUUCUGGACAACACUACCAUUGGUCACAUGUCUGGAAACACUAUCAGUGGUCACUUGGCUCCGACAUUCCUACCAGCGGUCAAAUGUUUGGACAACAUCAUCAGUGGUCAAAUUUGUGGAAAACCCUUCCUGUUGUGAAAUGUCUGGACAACAUUUCUAGUGGUCUAAUGACAGGAAAACCCUACAAGCGGUCCAGUAUCUGGAUAACACUACCAUUGGUCAAAUGUCUGGACAACCCUACCAGUGAUCAAAUGUCUGGAAAACCCUACCAGUGGUAAAAUUUCUGGACACCUCUAGCAGCGGUCACAUGUGUAGACAACCCUACCAAUUGUCAAAUGUCUGGACAACAGUACCAGUGGUCAAAUGACUGGACAACAGUACCAGUGAUCAAAUGUUUGUACAACAGUACCAUUGGUCAAAUGUCUGGACAACGCCACCAGUGGUCAAACGUCUGGAAAACCCCACCAGUGGUCAAACGUCUGGAAAGCACGACCAGUGAGCAAAUGUCUGGAAAACCCUGCCAGUUGUCAAAUGUCUGGACAACACCUGCAAACUUAACAUGUCUGUGCAACCCUACCAGUUGUCAAAUGUCUGUAGAACACUACCAGUGGAGUUGUCAAAUGUCUGGACAACACCUGCAAACUUAACAUGUCUGUGCAACCCUACCAGUUGUCAAAUGUCUGUAGAACACUACCAGUGGAGUUGUCAAAUGUCUGGGCAACCCUACCCACACCAAACCCGUAACUCCAACACACAUUUAUACUUGAUAAGGAAAUUUUUAACUAGUGUCGAGAUUUGCCCUCUUUCCAAAGCCAGUGGACCAUCCGGCGACACCCUAACUAAAAAUAUCAUCUCCUACACAAUGUUCUUGUACACAUUAAAUGGAGAACUAACAAAAAGGAUCUUUCUAAGUACAUGAGCUUCAUUUCAAUACUUAAGUAACUAUGACACAACCGAAACUGACAGCAAGAGAGUUGAUUUUUCUAGCUAUUGCACAACUUACACUGAGAGCAAGAGAUGGUGACAGCUCUAACUAUGACACAACUGAAACUAACAGCAAGAAAGGGUGAUUGCUCUUACUCUGACACAACUGAAACUGACAGCAAGAGAUGGUCAUUGCUCUAACUAUGUCACAACUUAAACUGCAUGCAAGAGAUGGUGAUUGUUCUAGCUAUGGCACAACUGAAACUGGCAGAAGGGGAGGGUGAUUGCUCUAGCUAUUGCAAACUUACACUGAGAGGAAGAGAUGGUGAUUGCCCCAACUAUGACACAACUGAAACUGACAGCAAGAGAUGGUAAUUGCUUUAACUAGAACACAAUUGAAACUGACAGCAAGAAAGGGUGAUUGCACUAACUAUGACACAACUGAAACUAACAGCAAGGAAGGAUGAUUGUUAUAUGACACAAUUGACACUAACAGCAAGGAAGGGUGAUUGUUCUAUGACACAAUUGACACUGACAGCAAGGGAGGUUGAUUACUCUAUGUCACAAUAGACACUGACAGCAAGGGAGGAUGAUUGCUCUAUGACACAAUGGACACUGACAGAAAGGGAGGUUGAUUGCUCUAUUACAGAACUGACACUGACAAGAUAAUGUGAUCCCUCUAACUAUGACACUAAGACGUUUAAUUCUAACAUAUAAAUAUAUUUUUAGAGUAAUUUUAUUAGAAUUUGAUCUUAUCUUAAAUUCUAUGUUCUUGCAUUCACUUUUAAAAAUUAAAAUUUAUGAUUAUAAAAAAAAAAAAAUGAAAUUGCAUUGAAUCGGAACGGGUCCAAAACAUUGAUCUAAAAUCGAAUCUUAUACAUUCAAUAUUUUUCUGGAAAAGUGUAAGCAUUAAGUCAUCGUAAGUGGAAUGUUUAAUGAUGGUGAUCAACUUCACGUUCAAACAUUGUCUGAGUUCACCAACUUGCGGUGGCUGGGCAGGGCAUUGACCGUAUCCGUCACACCAGGAUGAGAUUAAACGGGAUAUUUAAGUAGACACAAAGUAUUCGUUCAAUCUGAAUUUCGUUUUUUUUUUUUUUUAAGCUAUUGAAAUUAUUGUUUAAAAAGUUUUUGAAAUGAAAAAAAGUAAAUGAAAAUAAUAAGAUUAUUUGAAGCAAAUAUUGUUGUUGUUGUUAACGCACUUACACUAUGUACGUCAAUUGGGCCCUGCAACCACUGCGGCCGCAGUGGGGCUCGAAUAUUUAAAGAGCUAAAGUUGUGAUGUGUAUUAAAAAUGUGCGGUAUACAUAACCGAAAAGGGGCAAGGGGGAGGGGGGCCUCCAAUAGGUACACAAUGACUGUCCUGACUCACAAUUAUAUUCACAUAUACAAACACACACAUAUAGACACUGUGAGCGCAGUAGAGUUGUGACUGAAAUGUCUGGACUUUCAGAAAGGGCUCUACCUCCAUGAAAUCGGCCACGCCCUCGGCCUGGUGCACGAGCACCAGCUCCCAGACCGAGACAAGUACAUCGAGAUCCUGUACUACAACGUGGCGCCUCAAAUGAGGGCCUGGUUCAACAAGUACACCACACGGGAAGUCGACCAGAUGAACGUGCCGUAUGAAUAUUCAUCUGUGAUGCAUUACGGGAUUACGGUAAGUUAUGCCUGGAUUAUCUAAUGGUUACCCCCAACACCCCCCCCCCCCAAAUUACUUUGUAGACACCCCAAGAGUUCGGGGGUGGGGUUUCUAGUGUGAGAGCCACUGGUCUAGUCAUAGUCUCGAUGAUGUAUAUAGAUCUUCACGUAAAAUCGGUUUCAGUUUAAAAUAAUCACCGGAACCAGGACAUCGACUAUAUAAAAACUAAAACGUCACUUUAAGAAGAUGUGUAAAGUGUUAUGAUUUUCCUAGUGUUAAAUGUAAUCAUGGUGGAGACAGAGUGAUGGCAAUGGUGAAGGUAAUGUUGACAAUGAAAAUCAUUAAUGUGGAGGGGGCUGAUUAUUCUGGUGGUAAUUUUGGGGGUGAUAACUGUGGGGUCAAUGAUUGGUUGUGGUGAUUGUAGGGGGGUGAUUUUGAGUCGAUGAUUGUGGGGGUCGAUGAUUGUUGGGGUGAUGAUUGAGGGGUUAGUGAUUGUGGAGUUGAUGAUCGAAGAAUUGAUGAUUGUGAAGGCCUUCCAUCCCACAGUGCAUGAUACCCUCACAAAGUAGCCCUUGCAACCAGUGACAUAUCCUCAUCAAAACCAGGCACAGAAACAUUGUAAAUCCCCUCUACAUGCAUAGGAGCCAGAAUGAUCAAUACAUUGAUCGUGAGCCCUUUUUUAAAGAAGAAGAAGAAGAAGGCGAUUGUGGAGUUGAUGAUCGAAGAAAUGAGGAUUGUGAAGGUGAUUGUGGAGUUGAUGAUCGAAGAAAUGAGGAUUGUGAAGGUGAUUGUGGAGUUGAUGAUCGAAGAAAUGAGGAUUGUGAAGGUGAUUGUGGAGUUGAUGAUCGAUGAAUUGAGGAUUGUGAAGGUGAUUGCGGAGUUAGGGUGGUGAUAUUUCAACGUUGUUUCUGCAGGCCUUUGCAAAAGAUGGUAACAGCCAGACCAUCCGGGCAUUUGACCGCUCCAAGGAGGACAGUAUUGGCAAAGUGUACCUAAAAGAGCUGUCGUACUCAGAUGUACUUGUGACUAACCUCAUGUACAACUGUUCAGGUUGGUUCUAUCUCAAGCACAGCCAUCGUCCAUUCUUUUACUUAUAUCUAUUUAUAGAAACAUAGGGAUUCGCCGUACCCCAGUUUUCAGUUCAAUAUAAUAGCAAACAAUCUCACUUGUUUGUUGCCUGAGACACAAGAUAAGUGACUGGUCAAAGGUCGAACAUCAUGUACAAAAAAAAAAUUUAAAAAAUUAGGGAGGGAUUUGUCUCUGGUUUAGAGAGUACUUGAUUAUGAGGUGGGCUAAGAGUUAUCCAAGUGAGGACACGCUCAUAUUUAUAGAAUCUCUAAAAAGAGGACCGAGAGACUGGCUGAUCCCAUUAAUUAUAUUUCACCUACAAGUCAUUUAUGUUAAUUUAUAUGUGGGGGGGGGUAAGAGGAGGGUGGGAGAAGGUCAUGGGAAAAUGUGGGGGGGGUGAAGGUCAUGGGAAAAUGUGGGGGGGGGGCGGCAUUAUGAACAACCCCUGGUCAUAGUUGAUUUAUACACAAAUAUAAAAACUCCUAUAAUUAUAAAUAGAGAAAGAGAGAGAGAGAGAGAGAGAGGGGGGGGGGGAAAGAGAGAGAGAGAGAGGGGGAAAGAGAGAGGGAGAGCGAGCGAGAGAGAGAGAGAUAGAGAGAGAUAAAGAGAGAGAGAGAGAGAAAGAGAGAGUGAGUGAGAGAGAGGGAAAGAGAGAGAGAGAGAGAGAGAGAGGGAAAGAGAGAGAGAGAGGGAGAGCCUGCGAGAGAGAGAGAGAGAGAGAGGGAAAGAGAGAUAGAGAGAGUAAUUCACACUAGCACUAUAAAUGUACCGGUAUGUAAUUUCAAACACCAGACAUAAGCAUAUAUAUGUAUAUUAAUAAAAGUCCCCCAUUGGUUGAUGUUUACAGACCAUUGUCCAGACAAAAACAAGUGUGGGCCCAAAGGACACGUGGACCAGAACUGCAACUGUAUCUGUGCUGAUGGUAGCAAGGAUUGUGACAGAACAAGAUCAAAUAAAGAUGGUUGGUGAUCAUGAUGGGGUAUCAAGUAUAGUUAAGUUUGCCAAAUGGCAAUGUGGCAUAUGUGUAGGAACAUACUAUCUAUCUAUCUACAUAGCUUGUACGUACGGUCUACAUGGCGAUGAACUACAAAGUGUGUACAUAGUGUCUACUUAGUGUGUACAUAUUGUCUCCAUAGUGUGUACAUAUUGUCUACAUAGUGUGUAUGUGGUAAAAAUGUCGUAAUUUGCAAAGCUAGGUGACGUUGCAAUCAGCUUAAUGGAGGAAUACAGCUAAGGAUAGUUGAUGUAUCUCUAAAAAAUGUCAGUAAAUUAUAUUUGUAAAGAAACACAAAUAUCAGCCAGAAUCAUGCAGGCCCUACCUAUAUUUCGUGAAUGUUGGUUGUGUGUGUGUGUGUGUUUUGGUGUGUGUGUGUGCGCGCAUAUUUUUUUCUGAUGGGGGUGGGGCCUAUUCAUUAAACUUAUUAUUACAUUUGCGAAACUAUUAUUAUUACAUUUGUGACACUAUUAUUAUUACAUUUGUGAAACUAUUAUUAUUUCAUUUGUGAAACUAUUAUUAUUACAUUUGUGACACUAUUAUUAUUACAUUUGUGACACUAUUAUUAUUUCAUUUGUGACACUAUUAUUAUCAUAUUUGUGACACUUUAUCAUUACAUUUGUGACACUAUUAUUAUUUCAUUUGUGACACUAUUAUUAUCACAUUUGUGACACUAUCAUUAUUACAUUUGUGACACUAUCAUUAUUACAUUUGGGAAACAAUAAGAACAUUGUUUUCAUUGGUUAAUUAUUAAUGGUGUCAAUUUGAGACUGACCGAAAGUGAUUUUCUGAUUUCGGCCGAAGCCGAAAAUAGGCCGUAAGUUUAAAAUGACUUUCGGCCGAAGCCGAAAAAAAGGCCGAAAGUUAAAGAUGACUUUCGGCCGAAACCGAAGCCGAAACCGAAAAAGAAAUAUUUAGAUAUUUUGAAAUUCGUUCCCGCAUACAUUCUGCAUUCAUCGAAAAUGAUGGGGGAAAGUAUAAAUAUUUACAUUCUUAUUAUAAAAAAAGAGAUAAUCGUGAAUAUUAAUAAAUAAACAUCUAAUAUAACAUCUUGUUGUUAAAGAUCGUUUUGUUUGUUCUUAAAGAUUGCUUAGUUUGUUGUUAAGUAUCGUUCAGUUUUUUGUUAAUGAUCGCUUUAUUUGUUCUUAAAGAUUGGUUCAUAUAGAUCGCUUAGUUUGUUGUUAAAAAUUAUUUAUAGUAUUUUAAAAAUCUCUUAGCUUGGUUUUACAGAUCGCUUAGUUUUUGUUUAAAGAUAUGUUAUUUUUUUCUUAAAGAUCAUUUAGUUUGUUCAAAAAAGAUCGCUAAGUUUUUCUUAAAGAUCGCUUAGUUUGUGUUACUAAACGAUCGUUUAGUUUGUUCAUAUAGAUCGCUUAGUCUGUACUUAAAGAUCAUUGUUUUUUUUCUUAAAUAUCACUUAGUUGUUCUUAAAGAUCAUUUAGUUUGUUUUUAUAGAUCUUUUAGUUUGUUAUUAAAAAUCGUUUAGUUUGUUGUUAAAGAUCACUUAUUUUGUUGUUGAAGAUCGCUUAGUUUUUUCAUAAAGUACAGAUCUCGUAGUUUGCUCUUAUAGAUAAUUGAUUUUUUCCCUUAAGAUCGAUUAGUUUGUUCUUAAAGAACUUUUAAUUUGUUCCUAAAGAACAUUUAGUUUUCUGUUAAAGAUCACUAAGUUUAUUCUUAUAAACCAUUUAGUUUACUAUUAAAGAUCAUUUGUUUUGUACUUAAAGAUCAUUUUGUUCAUUCUUAAAAAUCGCUUAGUUUGUUCUUUGAGAUCGUUUAGUUUUUUUUUAAUUAAAGAUAGCGUAGAUUGUUCUUAAAGAUCGCUUAGUUUGUUUAAAAUAUCGUUUAGUUUGUUCUUAAAUGUCGCUUAGUUUGUUGUAAAAUAUCGUUUAGUUUCUUCCCAAAGGUCGCUUAAUUUGUUUUUAAAGAUCGUUUAGUUUGUUCUUAAAUGUCGCUUAGUUUGUUGUAAAAUAUCGUUUAGUUUCUUCUCAAAGAUCGCUUAAUUUGUUCUUAAAGAUCGUUUAGUUUGUUCUUAAAUGUCGCCUAGUUUGUUGUUAAAUGUCGCUUUCGCUGAGUAUUAGAUGAACGAAAACCUCAGUCACUUUCGGCCGGAUGACUGAAAAUCAAAGUCAAUUUCGGUCGAAACCGAAAAAAACGAAAGUUAACUUUUCUCUUUCGGCCGAAACCGAACUUAAGCCGAAAGUUAACUUUCGGUUUCGGCCGAAACUGAAACUUGGCCGAAAGUGAUAAAAUGGCCACUUUCGGCGCCGAAGCCGAAGCCGUAAUUCGGUCGGUCUCUAGGGUCAAUAUUGUUGCAUUCAUGUUCCGCUUUAAAUGUUUCAAUUUUAGAGACAUAUAUAUUCUCCCCCCCCCCCUCUCCAGUGAAAUGUGUCAACAACUACAAUAGCUGGGCGUGCUACAUCUGGGCAAACCAGGGCGAGUGUGAGAGGAACCCUUUGUACAUGAAGGAAAACUGCAAGAAGGCGUGCGGCGUGUGUGGGGCCGAGCGUGCGCAACAGCAAGGUCAGUAGGGCGAAUCUUAGGUACUGGUACUGGAAGUAGAUGAUGUUAAAUGGAAGGUGAGACUGUUGGAGGAAUGGCUUGAAGGAUGGAUGGAAAAUUAAAAAGUGAUAAAUAAUAGACAGCCAGUAUACACUUAUCAAAAUGUAAAUACGCAUAUAUGAUAAAUGAAGGAUGACAACGAGGAGCUAGAGUUGGCGAUAAAGAUACGAUACGACGAUAAGUUAAAGAGAUGAAGGUGAAAAAAAAUUGAAGGAAGACAUUAUCGCUGAAAUGAAGAUUUUAUCACGCUAAAAGUCUUCCUUAUGUCGUAAGUAGAGUUCAAGAAUAAAGGAUUAGGCUAAACGCGGUGCUAUCUCUUCACAUUUACCAAAAAUCUUACUUCAUAAAACCGACUGAUGUGAAAGGGAGAGCACGUCCAUAAGCCCAGCUUUAAUUAAAAAUGAUAAAAAUGGAGUAAAAAAAUAUGAUUGGUUCAGGUUUCCAGGGUAAUGCUGACAUUUGCCUUGUGAUUGCCAGAUAUGAACUUCAUGCUAUGGCCGCGGCAGUGGUUUGCCAGGAUUACAAAAGUCAUACCAAAAAAAGUGGUCCAAUUUUGGUGAACCGGUUGUGGGUCUUGAUUAAGUGCCCAUUGGUUGUACUGGCAUUGAAGUAAUUUAUUUUGUUUUUAGUUGGCUUGCAAUAGAAACCUAGUCGUGGUUGAUUUGGCUUGCAAUGGCAUCCCUAGUUGUUAUUUCGCGUUAAAACGGAAACCUUACUGAAUCAUGUCCCCCUGUUUGCUCAGUUUUUUUAUUUUCUUUCUCUCUUUUGCUAAGUUAAUAAUACAACAAAGGAUUGAUUACAAUGUUCCAUGCAUGCAUGCCUUCUGUUAACCCGGUCACUCAAUGAGUCAGGUUAUCUCGACUAACAAGGUUUUCUUCUUCUUCUUCUUCUUCUACUACUACUACUACCACUACUACUACUACUACUAUUACUACUGCUGCUGCUGCUCCUGCUGCUGCUGCUGAUGAUGAUGAUGCUGGUGCUGCUUCUGCUGUAUAUUAAUACCUAUAUUAUAAUUAGUAGCAGUCAUUACAGAAGUAAGUUACAGUAUAGUAUAGGCUAUAGCUCUAAGCCUAAGUGAAGAUUAAAAGAACAAAAGGAUUUUGACUUAAAGUUAUGUUAUCUUAUGUACAUGGAUGUAAUUUUAUGACAGUGACAGGACACGACAGAAAUAAAUUUGGUCAAAUAACAUUCUUACAAUCCAGAGCAGUUAUCACUUUUGUGACCUUACAAUUACCAUUGCAUAAUGUGCCUCCUCCCCCCACCUUGGCAUUAUCUUUCUUUGUUUUAUCAUGAGAUCAACUACUAAUGAGUACAAGUUAUUCAUGUACACUAACAGGUGGGUGCAAAGAUGUGUUCUCCAGUGUCAAGUGUGCUGUGUGGAAGCAGAGGGGUGAUUGUUCUACCAAUGUUGGCUGGAUGAAGGCCAACUGCAGGUCCACAUGUGGGUUGUGUGGGGAUUCAGCCACUAGGCCUGAAGGUUAGUGCUCAGUUCAGACCAUCUUGGUUCUAUAGAAAGAGCUUUGUCUAUUUUGUAUAUAUUCCUCUCUGUAAGUAGUGGAAGAUAAAAGCAUUUCUAUCUAUAUUAUAGACAAUUUAAAGAAGACCAGGUUGUGAAGUAGAGGCAAAAGGUGGAGUUUAUCGGUUUGUUAGGGUUGGUAGUAGGAACAGGAGGUAUGUAGGAAUGUUUAGAGUUGGUUGGAAUGGUUUCGAAGUUAAGUAGGUGGUAUAGGAAGGUUGCAAAAUAAGUUUUCAAGGUUUGGAUAUUGUUAUGUGAUUGGGAGACAAACAAUUUUUAAUCUUACUAAAUUUUUAUAACAAUAAGGUCUAUUGCCUGACCAGUUGGUUAAUUUCAUUCCAUUGUAGAAAUGGAGACACGUGGGCAUUGAUGCGUAAUAAUCUUUUCAAGAUAGGUAGUUGUGCUUGUGACAAGUGGGAUAGAGAGCUGUGCUGAACACCAGGUUGUGCUUGUGAGAAGUGGGAUAGAGAGUUGUGCUAAACUACCAGGUUGUGUUUCUGAGAAGUGGGAUAGAGAGCUGUGCUCAACUACGAGGUUGUGGUUGUGAGAAGUGGGAUAUAGAGCUGUGCUAAACACCAGGUUGUGUUUGUGACAAGUGGGAUAGAGUGCUGUGCUAAACACCAGGUUGUGCUUGUGAGAAGUGGGAUAGAGAGCUGUGCUGAACACCAGGUUGUGCUUGUGACAAGUGGGAUAGAGAGCUGUGCUUGUGAGAAGUGGGAUAGAGAGCUGUGCUAAACACCAAAGUUGUGUUUGCUGUUGGGAUGGAAGUAGAGUUUACAAUGGAUAUUCUGAUUAUAAAUUUGUCUAUGGUUCUUUCACAAAAAAUGAUACUUUUUGUUGUUGCUCAUUUCAUUUGAGUUUAAAAAAAAAAAUACGUUUAAAUAAGAAAAUUUAACGAAAAUAAAAUAAAAGCCUAAGAUACACAGAGAUUAUUUCUUUACUAUUAAAGUGGAAUGGAACAAUAAAGACCUACUGAACUUGAACUGAAAACUUCUCAUAUAAUAAUAAGAAUUCCAACUCAGUUUAUAUUUUUUUGUAUAUAAAACAGUACUCGCUGUUGUACACAGAGAAGAUAUGAUAAACAUGCAGUUAAAUUAAAUUCAAUUCAAAUUAAGAUCUGAUUAAUUUACCAAGUAGAGUAUAGAAUAGAAUAGAAUAGAAUAGAAUAGCUCUAUUAUUGUUGGCAGUGGGAACACUCAGUAGCCAAGUUAGAUUCCUUUUAACUCCUACUCUCUCUCUCCCCCACAAAAAAGUGAACUGCCAGAACUCGUACAAAGACGAGCAGAAAUGUGACGACUGGGCCAAGGAUGGUGAGUGCAAGGUCAAUGCCAAAUGGAUGUUCAACAACUGCAGAAAGUCGUGCGCCAUGUGU